Messenger RNA from Telopea speciosissima, 1532 nucleotides. RefSeq names its product F-box/FBD/LRR-repeat protein At1g16930-like. Gene Ontology annotation, molecular function: protein binding. The transcript is spliced from 3 exons. The record is from RefSeq and is a predicted model, not a curated record. NCBI's taxonomy places the organism in Eukaryota, Viridiplantae, Streptophyta, Magnoliopsida, Proteales, Proteaceae. The coding region runs from base 17 to 1507 and encodes 496 amino acids.
UCUGUGAAAAUUUUUGAUGGAAGAGCAGAGGAAUGCAAAAAUCCUUGAAGAAGGAAAAGAAAAAUCAACCAUGAAGAGAAAAUCUCAAGACAAAAUCAGUAGCUUACCUGAUUCAAUCCUUCUUCACAUCCUUUCUCUACUACCCAUCAAAUCUGCCGUAGCAACAAGUGCUCUUGCCAAGAGAUGGAAGGACUUGUCCACCUGCAACUUGAUCCACGCCACCAAUCUUGACUUCGGUGACGAAGUUGAAGACAACCAAGCACCAGAGCAAUUCGUCGACUUCGUCAAUCGAUGGCUCAAUAUCCAUGUUGGUAGGAAGAUCGAGAGAUUUAGGCUUUGUUUCGAUCCGAAUGAUCGAUUUCAGUCGGAUGUUGUGAAUUGGAUCGGAUUUGCUACGAAAAAGAACGUGAAGGAGCUUCAUCUGGACUUCUGCCACAGACUUGAUCAGUAUGAUAUCAGAGGAGAAGUCUCUUCUGAUGAGCAAAAACCAUUUGAAUUGCCAGAAUUUCUAUUCAGCAAUGAAUCACUAACCCAUUUAGACCUCAGCCACUGUGUUCUUAGCCUACCUCUUGAUUUCUCUGGUUUUGGUUUCCUUCAAACUCUCAGACUCAGAGAUGUUCAUAUCACAGAAAACACGCUUGAAUUCUUACUUUCCAAUUGCCCACUUCUUGACAAACUGAUACUAAGAGAAUGCAGCCCUCUGCAAUCAAUCAAGAUCCCUGAAUCAAAUCAACAGCUCAGAACAUUAACACUCUGCCAUUGUUGGCAGGUAAGCGAAAUUGAGAUAUCUGCUCCCAACAUUCGAUCCUUCCUGUUCUGGGGGAAGCUCAUGCAAUCUUUUUCUAUCAAGAACAAUGCAGCCUUAGAAGAAGCAGUCAUCUAUACAAGAGACAGACAGGAUGCAAGGCCUGAAGAUGUUCGUAUGAAGAUUUUGUCUGACCUUUCUCAUGUUAAGAUUCUGACCAUUUGUGGAGGAGCUCUGCCGUGGAAAACUCCCAAGGAUUUUCGGGUCACAUUCAAUAAUCUACGAGAAUUGCAGCUCUUGGCGGAUUCAGUUUGUGAUGUCUACAUCUUCUUCAGACAAAGCAUCUGUCCUUGCCUAGAGAGAUUUUACAUACGGCUUCCUGGUGUCCCAGAAGAUAUGUGCUUGUGGGAAUAUGUGGGAAUGCCAACAGAAGAACCACUACAGUGUAUGUUCGAUCAUCUGAAGUUGAUCAAAAUGGGAAAUUUCAGAGGUAGCAAUGUUGAAUUGAAGAUGGUGAAGUUCUUAUUAGCAAGGGCUGUGGUCUUGGAAUCAUUGAUUUUAGUGGUUCCUCAAAAAUCUUAUGUUAAGAAAGAUUUGGAAGAUGAAGCAGAGGAUUUGGCGUUUCUUUCGAAUUCUGUCGAGACGCCCCUGGGGGUUCUCCAAGAGAAGCUUCUGUUAUUGCCUAAGGCAUCUUUAAGUGCUCAGAUAUUACUUUGUGAGCAUUUGGAAGGUAGUAAUGAUGUUUUACUCAAUCCACACUGAAACUUUUUUGGUCCCAAAGCAGAGA